AUGUUGACUAUACGGCGACAUUUGUUUCGAGGAAAACUCAAGUCGGUGUUGCCUCCGCCUCCGAAAAAGACUCACUAUGAAUAUUCAAUCUCUCCAAACACAUACUCCUUCAAAGUGCCGUCGUACAAGCGGCCGCUCAAUCCAAUCCAAUUGAUCUAUCAGCAAGCAGUCAAUUUCCCGUUUGAAAAAUCUGUCAACGAUGUCUACAGGUCGUAUCCAACCAUCACCUCGGCUCAGCAGCGGAACCGGAAAACACGACCUAAAGGGGUGCUCAUGUCCUCCGCAGACUUUAUUGAGGAUCUGUUGUACAACAAACAUUACGGGUAUUUCCUGAAAGAAGUGGAGAUUUUUCAACCGGACAAACCAUUCAAAUACUCCGACGUGGCAGAUGUCGAUGACUUUGUGGAGAACUGGAGGCAGUCGUACCCCAAGGCCGACCCAAAGUCCAAAUCCUUGCAAUUGUGGCACACUCCAACCGAAUUGUUCAAUCCGCACUACGGCGAGAGCCUUGCUCGAUAUAUUUUACUCAACUACAAACUCAACGGAAGCUAUCCGUAUGAAGACUUGGUCAUAUACGAGAUGGGUGGAGGUAAUGGUACACUCAUGUGCAACAUCCUCAACUAUAUAAAGCAGCAGGAGCCGGAAAUAUACGACAGGACACAGUAUAAAAUCAUUGAAAUAUCCAAUCAACUAGCUGAGAAGCAAGCCAAAUCGUAUCAAAAGAGGCUCCAGUCAGAGGGCCUCAGCGCAGACAAGUUGGAGAUUUUCAACAAAUCCAUCUUUGACUGGGACAAGGUUGUCGAUGAGCCGUGUUUUUUCAUCGCGUUGGAGGUCUUUGACAAUUUUGCCCACGAUGUCAUCAAGUACGACAUGCACUCGGGGGAGCCGCUAGAGGGCAAGGUUUUGAUCGACAAGCAGGGCGACUUUUACCAGUUCUUCACGCCCGAACUCAGUGAGUACUCCAAAGCAUACUUGCAACUCCGAGAAAGCGGUAAGCUUUCGAUCUUGCAGUCAUCAAGUUUCAACGCCAAAGUUGAAAACUUGAAAAGCUUGUUCAAACAAGUACAUCCGCUCUUUGAAUCGCCCACCAUGGUGAAAUUGAAAAACCUGGUUCUUCCGUUCAAUGAUGACUUGACAACGGCAGAAUACAUUCCAACCAGGCUAGUCAAGUUUUUCAACAUCCUCAAGCACAGGUUUCCCAACCACUCGUUGAUCAGCUCCGACUUUCACUACUUGCCCAACACCAUUGCUGGAUACAAUGGCCCCGUUGUCCAGACUAUCUUGAAUGGGGAUACCAUCGAUGUUAGAACUUACAUGGUUCAACAGGGCUACUUUGAUAUCAUGUUUGCCACAGACUUUGAAAUGGCCGAGGAGUUGUACAAGCAAAUCACUGGAAAAAUCCCAAAGAUCAGCACACAUCGGGAAUUCCUAGAGAAAUGGGCAGAUGUAAACGCCACAAGCACCAAGAGCGGCGAGAACCCGAUGCUAGAUUUCUAUAGGAACGCAAGUUUUUUGACAAGUUGA
Lodderomyces beijingensis is the source of this 1524-nucleotide messenger RNA. The record is from the annotation of a GenBank genome assembly. Lineage: Eukaryota; Fungi; Ascomycota; Pichiomycetes; Serinales; Debaryomycetaceae.